CAAGCUCAUUUGCUAAGUCACAAACCAACGCAAUCUGUGAAUCAGAUUCGUUGAAUACAAAUCCAACGAAUCACGUUUCAAGUUAGUGAUUGUGACGAAACAAUACCAACCGUUGGAUUCAAUUACCGUGUUUUGAAUUCUGACUACAAAAGCCUUCUCAUUCUCUCUUUCAGCAAACAAAUUCAAGUUACAACAAGGUAGCUAUGGAGAAAACACUGUUCUUGAAACUACUCACUCUUUCAGCACUUUUAUUAUGUUUCGUUACUUCAUCAUCAUCGGCAUCACCAUCAUCAAUAGAUACACUCAAACUGGUAAAUGCUUCGAAGCUUGAAAUGUUUGUUGAUGAGCUUCCACAUAUGCCAAAAAUCUAUGGCUACGACGUUGUAGAUGGCGUCCCCAAAUCAAAGUCUUUCAAGAUUGGCAUGUUCAAGAAAAAAUGGAAAUUCCACAGAGAUCUUCCACCAACAACCGUUUACGCUUACGGAUUAACCAAACAAAAAGCAAGCAUUCCUGGCCCAACAAUCGAAGCUCUCCACAGAAUCACCACCCACGUGACGUGGCAAAAUCACCUCCCUCCAAACCACAUACUUCCAUGGGACCCAACAAUCCCCACCGCCUUGACCAAAACAACCCACGGCAUCCCCACCGUGGUCCAUCUCCACGGUGGAAUCCACCACUCCGAAAGCGACGGAAACGCCAACUCAUGGUUCACCUCAAGCUUCAAAAUCAAGGGACCCACUUGGACAAACCAAACCUAUCACUAUUCAAAUAACCAACACCCUGGAAACUUAUGGUAUCACGAUCACGCUAUGGGUUUGACCAGAGUCAACCUUCUCGCUGGCUUAAUCGGGUCCUACAUCAUACGUCACCCUAACAUCGAAACCCCGUUACAAUUACCUCACGGUGACGAAUACGAUCGACCGUUGGUUCUCUUCGACCGUAGCUUCAAAACCGACGGUUCGAUUUACAUGAACUCAACCGGGAACAACCCUUCGAUUCAUCCACAGUGGCAACCGGAGUAUUUCGGCGACGCCAUUAUCGUUAACGGAAAAGCUUGGCCUCGUUUAACCGUACGACGUCGUAAAUAUAGAUUCCGUAUAAUCAACGCAAGCAACGCUAGAUUCUUUAGAUUGUUCUUCACCAACGGUCUAAGAUUGGUCCACGUGGCAUCUGAUUCUGCUUAUAUUACAAAACCAGCUGCAAGUAAUAAGACUCUCGUGGGGCCAUCUGAGAUCACAGAUUUUAUAGUUGAUUUUUCGAAAUCAAAGAGUAAUGUAGCUAUUCUAGCUAAUGAUGCACCGUAUCCUUACCCUUCCGGUGAUCCGGUUGAUGAGUUAAGUGGUAAUGUUAUGAAAUUUAUAAUCUCACCGGAUAAAGAGGUUGACACGUCACGGAUACCGAAAAAACUUGUGGAGUAUCCGGUUGCUGAUUUAUCGAGUGUAACGCAGACACGGUACAUUGCUAUGUAUGAGUAUACUAGUAAUAUUGAUGAACCCACUCAUUUGUAUCUGAAUGGGAAACCAUAUGAUGAUCCAGUUACGGAAACUCCGAAGGCUGGGUCCACUGAAGUGUGGUAUGUGAUUAAUUUGACGGAUGAUAAUCACCCGCUUCAUAUUCAUUUGGGGUUGUUUAAGGUGUUGGAUCAGACGGAGCUGGUGAAAGCGGAUGAUUUUAAGGAUUGUAUGACGAAAGUUAACGAUGCUGUGAAGUGCCACGUGGAGAAGUAUGCAAGUGGGAAGAAAGUUAAGGUGCCGAAUUAUGAGAAAGGGUGGAAGAAUGUGUUUAAGAUGAGACCUGGGUUUGUUACUAAGAUUGUUGUGAGGUUUGGUUACAUACAUACCAAUGCAUCGUAUGAGUUUGAUGCAACCUCAGGACCUGGUUACGCUUAUCAUUGUCAUAUAUUGGACCAUGAAGAUAAUGCUAUGAUGAGACCAUUGAAGAUCAUCAAGUGAGGCUUAGGAGAGCCAACAAUGGUAACAUGAAAAUGACAUACAUGUAACGUGAUGUGAUAAUCAUGAAGUUGCUUUCUUGUGACCAUUAAGAAGCUAAGCAGUUUAUAGGUGUUUCACAUCAAAAUAAUACAUAUACACGAAAUUGUAAUAGUUUGUUCAAAAUUGAGCACUUCGUUGAUUCAUAAACAUUAGCAAGGAAGUUUUUACUAUAUAGUUGAAUAAAAUAAUGUAGUGAGAUAAAAUGCAUUUGCUUUUGUGAUGAAUUUGGGACAUGGCAUAGGCAAGAAUAUGAACGGUCUUUAUGAGAACUAAUAUUCCUUAGAAUAGAUGAAUGUGAGUAUCAUUUUAUGAUGGUUAUCGGAUAAGUUUAGGAGGGUUGUCAAUCCCUCAACUGUUAUGAUUUGUUUGAUUUUAUAAAUAGUUGUCAGUUGAUAUUUAUGAUUGAUCUAUUUGAUUUU
Molecule: messenger RNA, 2410 nt
Organism: Vicia villosa (hairy vetch)
Lineage: Eukaryota; Viridiplantae; Streptophyta; Magnoliopsida; Fabales; Fabaceae
Product: multicopper oxidase LPR2-like
Exons: 4
Coding region: 204-1952 (582 amino acids)
Molecular function (GO): copper ion binding; oxidoreductase activity
Source: RefSeq, a predicted model, not a curated record